Messenger RNA from Ambispora gerdemannii, 402 nucleotides. NCBI's taxonomy places the organism in Eukaryota, Fungi, Glomeromycota, Glomeromycetes, Archaeosporales, Ambisporaceae. The record is from the annotation of a GenBank genome assembly.
AUGAGUCAACUUACCAAUGAAUCGAAUAAAGACGAGGGUAUUUCCAAGUUAGAAAUUUCCGGCAUUUAUCCAUUUCGCUGUGAACUACUCAAGACCCUCGCAUUAAAUAUCGUAAAAAACGAACCAGAAAUCGCUCCUUACGUGGCCAUACGUUUCAUCGAAUCUGUACUGAAAAAAUCUUUUACUCGUACAACCAAGUGCAUGCGCAGUAAAAACGUCGAAACUCUAGGAAUCGAAGGAAUGAAACCGAAGCCUAUACUUAAACAAAAUUUGUCUCAAUUGAGUGGAGCCUCCUUUAUAGCCGACGACCUAGAAAAGACUCUUCGGAUUGGAUCUCGCCCUCAAACCCUACCAACAGCAGAUAAUGCCUCCAGUAAAAAACAGAAGACAGAUAAUAAGUGA